AUGACCAAGUUGACACAAAAGGGAGUUAAGUUUAUUUGGGAUGAUAAAUGUGAGGAAGCAUUUCAAGAGUUAAAAACUCGAUUAACAUCAGCUCCUGUAUUAAUUAUACCAGAAAAAGGUGUAAGUUAUAUAGUGUAUACUGAUGCAUCAUUGCAUGGUUUAGGAUGUGUUUUGAUGCAAUCUGACAGAGUUGUUGCUUAUGCUUCUCGUCAAUUGAAAUCACAUGAGAAGAAUUACCCAACGCACAAUCUAGAACUGGCAGCCAUUGUUCAUGUAUUGAAAGUGUGGAGACAUUAUCUAUAUGGGGAAUAUUUUGAACUCUACUCAGAUCAUAAGAGUUUGAAGUAUUUAUUCACUCAGAAGAGUUGA
This is a messenger RNA of Prunus armeniaca (apricot), 369 nucleotides long. The record is from the annotation of a GenBank genome assembly. NCBI's taxonomy places the organism in Eukaryota, Viridiplantae, Streptophyta, Magnoliopsida, Rosales, Rosaceae.